Molecule: messenger RNA, 4433 nt
Organism: Vespa crabro (European hornet)
Lineage: Eukaryota; Metazoa; Arthropoda; Insecta; Hymenoptera; Vespidae
Product: E3 ubiquitin-protein ligase SIAH1B-like
Exons: 5
Coding region: 543-1556 (337 amino acids)
Biological process (GO): multicellular organism development; proteasome-mediated ubiquitin-dependent protein catabolic process
Cellular component (GO): cytoplasm
Molecular function (GO): zinc ion binding; ubiquitin conjugating enzyme binding; ubiquitin protein ligase activity
Source: RefSeq, a predicted model, not a curated record
AUUCGAAAGAAUAAUAUUCGCGACAAUAGACUUUUCAAAAUAUUAUUUCAGCUACCAUUUUAGUCUAUGCAAAAUCGUUAACAUACGAAACAACGAAGUUGUUGGACCUGACGCGCGAUUGGCCAUUUAUAUCUUUCGAAUUUGACCAAUCGUCGUGUUCGAUAACCGAAUGUGUUUUUGAUACGAGAAGCGUUCGAAAAAACGAUGCCAAAUGCUCCACUAGUGAUCGCAUGAAAGUCGAAUGCGCAUUCGUCGACGAUUGUAAGAAAGAAUAUAUCGGAUAGGUUGUGAACUAGGAUUAAACGUUAGAAUGGCAGCUGCAUGGGUGUAAUCGCAGACAGCUGCAGUGUCGUCGUAUCGCUUCGCAUUACAUUGUACGGAGGUGCCCGAAGGGAGUACGAAUAAAAAGCGAGCUGUUACACUAUGUCUCACAUAGGACUGGUACAAUUAAUAGAGCGGAUUAUGCUGAAUCGUCGGCCGCGGGAUUUUGUCAUGUAGCCUCCCGCGGACGAAAUAACCACACGCUUGUUUAUACACCAUCGAUGUACCGGAGGAUAUCGAAAGCGUUUGUUGCAAAAGCUCCGGAGUUGGGUCGCAUGAAGUCGAUACCACCGCCGUUACAACAGCAACAACCUUUGUCGUCGCUGUCACCACCGUUGUCGUCUAUUUCCUCAUCUUCGUCGGCGUCGUCGUCGUCGUCGUCGUCGCCGUCGUCGUCGUCGUCGUCGUCGUCGUCGCCGUCGUCGUCGUCGUCGUCGUCGUCGUCGUCGCCGUCGUCGUCGUCGUCGUCGUCGUCCAGUUCGACUGAUUUAGCAAGCCUAUUUGAAUGCCCUGUUUGUUUUGACUAUGUGCUACCACCCAUCUUGCAGUGUCAAAGUGGACACCUCGUUUGUAGUAACUGUCGACCAAAACUUACCUGUUGCCCUACUUGUAGAGGCCCAUUAGGUAAUAUUCGCAAUCUGGCUAUGGAAAAGGUAGCUAGUAAUGUAAUGUUUCCUUGCAAAUACUCUAUUAGUGGGUGCACAGUGUCUUUGGUGCAUACCGAAAAGCCAGAUCACGAGGAUGCGUGUGAAUUCCGUCCAUAUAGUUGUCCUUGCCCAGGUGCAUCGUGUAAGUGGCAGGGAUCUCUUGAACAAGUGAUGCCACAUCUUGUUACGAGUCAUAAAAGCAUUACUACUCUUCAAGGAGAAGACAUAGUUUUUCUGGCAACUGAUAUUAAUCUUCCCGGAGCUGUGGAUUGGGUAAUGAUGCAAUCUUGUUAUGGUCAUCAUUUCAUGUUGGUACUUGAGAAGCAAGAAAAAUAUGACGGGCAUCAACAAUUUUUUGCGAUCGUUCAAUUGAUUGGUUCGAGAAAGCAAGCAGAAAAUUUUGCUUACAGGCUAGAACUAAAUGGACAUAAGAGACGCCUUACGUGGGAAGCUAUGCCACGUUCUAUACAUGAAGGUGUCUCGUCUGCUAUUUUAAAUUCAGAUUGCCUUGUAUUUGACACAUCUGUUGCUAAUUUUUUUGCGGAUAAUGGAAAUCUAGGAAUUAAUGUUACAAUUUCUAUGGCAUGAGGAAAGCCAGAAAAAACAGUUUAAAACCAUUCAGACAUAUCGUGCAGUCUUUAAAUUACACUCCUAAACUGACACGAAAGAUUGCCUGGUAUGCAUACAUAAUUUCUUUCAUGUUACCACAGAUGAAUAUUAGCAAUAUAGAUGUUAGAAAAUAUUGAAAAUGGAUUGACAAAGUGCUACAUUCACACACUUGGUUACAGAACAUCCGUUUACAUAGAAGCUUUAAAGUAUACUUGUAUGUGAUAUUAAUAAUACAUGUGAAUAUAAGAUAAACAACUAUUUGGUUGAAGCAGCUAAAAAAAGCCAAUUUAUAGAAAGUACCUGACAUUCAUUACACGAUGCUUUCUCUUAGUCAUUUCUUAUCAAAUUUUUAUUUAUAUAAUAUUCCCUAGUGAAUUUUAUAUUAAUUUAAAUGUUAAGAGCACUUCACGAAUAUCAUCAUUUAAUACGAUUUACCUAACAAACUUGUCUAUAUCUUUAUAUCUAAUCCAUUUAAACAUAUUUAUCCACCCCCUCCCCUCUCUCUCUCUCUCUCUCUCUCUCUCUCUCUCUGCAUACAUCACGUACUGCUAACGAAAAGUGACGUUAAAUUCUUCCGAGAUAAUCGUUUGUUAGAACUUUAACAGGUUUAUUUUUUGCCUUUUGUAUUAUAUUCAAUUUUCAAUCAACUUUCUUUCCAAAAUUUUCAACUUUUUAUAAACGUUAUCUUGUAUUACUUGAGACAAUUGUAUACAUAUAUUUAGAUUUUAGUGUAUAAAGACAUGGAAAAGUUCAGUCUCACAGGUAUCAUUUUAUAUGCUGUAAGUUAAUUAUAAAAUUGUAAAUUAGACAAUAUUUUCGAACAUGUGUAUAUUGUCCAUGAUAUCAAGCAAGAUAAAUUCACAGGGAAUGAAUAUCUUAUUAAAUAUAUUAUUUGCAGUUUAAAAGAGGAAAAUGUAAAGUUUUGACAAUUUCAUAUAAUCAAAUCAUUUUAUAUGCAGACAUUUUUCCUGAAUGUUGUCAUGCUUGACGAAAAACUCUGUGGUCAUGAAGUGAACCUAGUACUGCAUACAAAAACACGUGUUAUACCACACGUAUAUGUAUAUAUAUGUACAAGUGUGUAGAUAUAUAUAUAUAUGUAUGUUUUAUAUUAUUAAUUAUUGGGAGUCAUAUAUAGUGUCGCGAUUGAUAAAUUUUUGAUUUCUAUGCAUCGUAUGAUUCACACCCUUACGGUAAUGAUAAGAAGGAAAACAUUAUAGCAUGUACCAAUUGAACGACAAUAUAAACAUUGUUCGUUUCUUGGUACAUAAUUAAACUAAAUAAAUUAAAGAAUAAUGUGAAAUCAUAGUCAAAGUAUAAGAAUAAGUUUGGAAAAAUCGAUAAACAUUUUUCAUCGGAAUAGAUUUUGUAAUUAGACAUCGUAAUAAUAUUUAUUCUUUUUCAUUUUCUUUAUUAUUAUAUUAUAUCGUAGUGUGAUGAUGAUUUUUUUUUCCUUUUUUUAAUUAUAUGUAAAAUUUAUGGGAAUCGCAUAAAUCUCAAUUUGAUAUAUAUAUAUAUAUAUAUAUAUAUAUAUAUAUAUAUAUAUAUAUAUAUAUAUAUGUAUAUAUAUAUUAGUGUGAUCAAAUUAAUGGUUUGUUUGAAUUAAACAUCACAUUAUAGAUAAUUAGUUUUAAUCAGUUUGCAAGAAUGGAUAUUAUGAUAAAUUGAGAUUUCAAACGAUAGGAAUCUUUUUGUUUAUAGAGAUAAUCCAGACUGAAAUAUGACUACAAUGUAAAUAUUAGGAUAAGUAAAAUAUAAUCAACAAUUAUAUAUUACUUUAUUGUAAUUUUGGUUUGCAUCUUAAGUGGGUUCGAUAAAAUAUUUCCUAAUUUUGAAAUUCUUCUAGAUCUGUUUGAUUAAACGUAUGAAAGAAAAAAAAUUCUUAUUAGAAUAACAAUUAUUAUUCAUUGAAAUUAAUUAUACAUAAUUUCAUACUCUGUAAUAUAAGACGAUUAAGCAGGAGAAAUGUUCCCAUUGCUCUAUCUGAUUGUGUGUGUGUGCGUGCGUGCGUGCGUGCGUGUGUGCGUAAUUGUUAUAUAUACAUAUAUAUAACAAUUAUAAAUAUUUAAAUUGUAGGUAAAGAAAAAAUGUUACUGUAAAUAAAGUAAAACUUCUUAUGUGAUACAAUAAUUAAUAAUGUAAAUUAUGCUGAUACACAUAUCGACAGUUGAAAAACAAUGCCUCUCACGUUCAGCUUUUAUCGAUUAAAAAUUGAUUUCAAUCCAAAGAAGGCUCGAAAAUUCUACGGAUUGAAAGGAAUGAGUUAAUGGAAGAAAAAUUGUAUAUACGAGGUAAUAUUUUUUAACGGUUGAUAUCUACGAUAUUGCAAAAAACGGGAACCAACUGCACAUUAUGUACACAUACGAGAUUACGUGCAUAUAUGCUUAUAUGGUUAUAUUUACAUUUAUACAUGUACGCAUUAGGUAAGCAGUUAAUUUUAAUAGAGAUAAAGAGGAAAUACACUUUUGGCGGUUAUUCCCAAAAUUGAUAUUGAACUUUCAUGUUAAUUGUUGCUCUGCCAUUGUACAUACAAGGAAAUACUUAUUUUACCUGUAAUAUUUCAAACAAUCGAAAGUAAAAGUUCCAUAACAUAGGAUUGAUAUAAAACGUCUGUCAAUGAAUUAUUGAUCAUUUUGGUAAUAGCACAAAUUGAUAUAAAUAUCAUGUAAAAUUAUUAAUUACACAAUAUUAUUGAUAAAUAUAAGCGUGACGAACGUAAUUCCCUUUCGGUAUGGAUUAAUAAACAUGACGCAUGUACAGAAACAUAACUCGCGUUAAACAAAAAUAUAUUAUUAAGGGAUAUGUAUAUAAAUUAUUAAAAUACGCUUUAGGGCUAAUAAAAUAGCGUUUAAAUUCUUA